Messenger RNA from Abrus precatorius (Indian licorice), 1318 nucleotides. RefSeq names its product 60S ribosomal protein L8-1. The record is from RefSeq and is a predicted model, not a curated record. Gene Ontology annotation, biological process: cytoplasmic translation. Gene Ontology annotation, molecular function: RNA binding; structural constituent of ribosome. The transcript has 2 exons. Gene Ontology annotation, cellular component: cytosolic large ribosomal subunit; ribosome. NCBI's taxonomy places the organism in Eukaryota, Viridiplantae, Streptophyta, Magnoliopsida, Fabales, Fabaceae. The coding region runs from base 94 to 879 and encodes 261 amino acids.
GCUCCUCCGUAACCCUCACCAGCAACAAUAUGUCCUAGAAUCCCCCUUUCGAGAGGAAGGUAAGUGGUUGUUCCCUCAUUCCAUAGAGCCGCAAUGGGGCGUGUGAUCCGUGCGCAGCGUAAGGGUGCGGGUUCAGUAUUCAAGUCGCACACUCAUCACCGCAAGGGCCCAGCCAGGUUCCGCAGCCUCGACUUCGGCGAACGAAACGGUUACCUGAAGGGUGUGGUCACCGACGUCAUUCACGACCCUGGUCGCGGUGCACCUCUCGCCAAGGUCACUUUCCGCCACCCAUUCAGGUACAAGAAGCAGAACGAACUCUUCGUUGCCGCUGAGGGCAUGUACACUGGCCAGUUCGUCUACUGUGGCAAAAAAGCCACCCUCGUCGUUGGUAACGUCUUGCCCCUCCGAUCCAUCCCCGAAGGUGCUGUCAUCUGCAACGUCGAACACCACGUCGGCGACCGUGGCGUCUUCGCUAGGGCCUCCGGCGACUACGCUAUCGUUAUCAGCCACAACCCUGAUAACGACACCACUAGGAUUAAGCUUCCAUCUGGUUCAAAGAAGAUCGUUCCAAGUGAUUGUAGGGCUAUGAUUGGGCAAGUUUCGGGUGGUGGGAGAACUGAGAAGCCUCUUCUUAAGGCUGGAAAUGCUUACCACAAGUUCAGGGUGAAGAGGAAUUGCUGGCCGAAGGUGCGUGGUGUUGCCAUGAACCCUGUUGAGCAUCCUCAUGGAGGAGGUAACCACCAGCAUAUUGGACAUGCCAGUACUGUCCGGCGUGAUGCUCCUCCUGGCCAGAAGGUUGGUCUUAUUGCUGCAAGGAGGACGGGUCGUCUUAGAGGUCAAGCUGCUGCAACUGCUGCUAAAGCUGAUAAGGGUGCUUGAAGAUAACGUUGUUAGGAUUGUUUUUGUUUUCUUUGCAUGUUUUUCUGUUUUGUUUCUUUAAUAGUUCGUCUCUUAAAGUGUUUGGGCGCCGAUUUGAGAACAGAAGCAAUAUAUAGACUUUUUAUAUUUGUUAUACGGUCAAUCUUGUUGCUUCUUUGCUUGGUUCAUUGACAACUUGAAUUAUGUCAUGCCGUUCAUUGAUUAAAUUCAAUUGAUUGGCUUCUGACAGUGGUUCUUUGAAUCAAUGCAGAAUGUUAUCCUUCAUAUAUGUGUGUGAGAGAGAUUAAACAAGUGUCUUCACUGUGCAUAUCAAUUAUCCUAUAGUUUCAUGGUAGUUAAGCAAUAUUUGUUUCCUACUUUUGUGUUGGCUCUAGUGUUUUUGUUUUGAAAUUUUUAGUAUAAAAUGGUUAUUGACUAUUGCUUUUGGGUUUGGUUUAAU